Messenger RNA from Boleophthalmus pectinirostris (great blue-spotted mudskipper), 460 nucleotides. Its product is annotated as ATP-dependent RNA helicase A-like. NCBI's taxonomy places the organism in Eukaryota, Metazoa, Chordata, Actinopteri, Gobiiformes, Gobiidae. The record is from RefSeq and is a predicted model, not a curated record. The transcript is spliced from 2 exons. Bases 27 to 374 code for a protein of 115 amino acids.
GGACUCGAGCCAUUUCAGCUAAAGGCAUGACUCUGGUCAGCCCUCUGCAGCUGCUGCUGUUUGAAUGUAAAAAGAUUACUUCUAAUGGAGAUAUUGUGGAGCUAGAUGAGUGGAUCAAAUUGCGCAUCCCCCAUCAUGUGGCUGGUGGAAUCUUGGCCCUGAGAGCAGCUCUGGAGGCUCAGGUGGUAGAGGUGACCAAAGACCCAGAGUACAUCAGACAGAUGGACCCCACCACCCAAAGGCUCAUCAACCUCAUCAGACAAAUCUCCAACUCGACAGCUAUGGGCAUGAACAUGAUGAAGAGCCAAAGGUACAAGACAGCACCACGAAUCUGGGGAAUAGAACAAAUAUAUGGGGAAUAUUUAACAUUUUGAGACUUUCUGUAUUAAUUGGACUGUGACUGAUUUGAACUUAUUCUAGUCAAGAUAAUAAUAAUAAAUAAGAUAAAUGCUCUUUACAU